Molecule: messenger RNA, 551 nt
Organism: Paramuricea clavata
Lineage: Eukaryota; Metazoa; Cnidaria; Anthozoa; Malacalcyonacea; Plexauridae
Source: the annotation of a GenBank genome assembly
GAUGGAGAGACGUCAGUUUCAAUUGAUGUUGAAAACCGACAGUCAAUUAAAGAUUCUUUACCAAGGUAUGUAAAAUAAUUUACAGUUCCGUCCUAGUCUAUAUACGCUUGUGAAAAAACGCUUGGCGGGAUAUUUGAAGUGAUGCAACAAAAACGAGAUAUAGACAAGUGCCAUUUUUAUCCAAUUCAUGCUGAUCGAUCCACCGUGGAUAAAAGGCGAUUUAUACCAAGUGCUUUGAAAUCCAAAAUUGUCGAGAUUAAAACCGAAACUAUCGCGGCAUUUGUGUUCGUUUGAACUUGUCUCUGAACUGGUUCCUUAGCCGGUAUAUAAAAACUUUAAGCAAGCAGCUGAUGCAAACGUUCUGUAAUUAAAAGUGUAGCUAAUGACGUGUUAUUUGCAUGCAGUGACGUCGUUGUAAAUAAAUUGAUUCGUUUUAACUUUUAAGAGAUUUGAUCAGUCUUGGUCUUGAAGAGCUUGGAAGACCUACGUCCCAGCUCCAACUACCAUAUCUGUGUCGAGAAAAGUCUGUUGAAACAGUUGUGUCAUUAUAG